UGUGGUGUUUAUUUUGGUGUAACACACCUGUCAUGGCUGUCUGUCCUCACGUUCUCGAAGCAAAGUUACCUCCUCUGCUGCAGCAUUAUUAGUAUGUUUUAUUGUCCAGGUAGAUGUGAUGUCGGAUAAACGUCAGCGUGCCAGAGUCCAGGGCUCCUGGGCCAAACCACUGCCCAAACAACCAAGACCAGCAGGUGUUGUUCCGAACACAGAGCAUUGCCAAAUUGCAAUUCCGGCUCCUGCUUCUUGGGGAAUUCGUCCGCAGGCAACAUGUGGAAAUUUUGAAUUUCACCAGCCCAGCUUUUCUUCUUCACAGCCAAAUAGAGAAGUUCCACCUGAGAAAGUUAUUGACCAGGCAGGUGUUUAUGAGAUCAGCCACGGACCAUCAGGAGUCUCCAGACUGCAGCUACUGCCCGGCUUUCUUCCCGCCCAGGAGGCUGACUGGAUGUUCAGUAAGCUGCUGGCAGAGCUUCCCUGGUCUCAGAAGACCAACAUCAGACAAGGUGAGGCCUACAUGGAGCCAAGACUGACGUGUUGGUUUGGAGAGUUGCCAUACACGUACGCUCGCUCCACCAUGGCUGCCAACACAAAGUGGCAUCCAUUGCUGUUAACCCUUUGUGAAGCCAUCGCCAAGGUAAGCGGCCGCCACUUCAACUCGCUGCUGUGCAAUCUGUAUCGCGACGGCCACGACAGCAUCGGCUGGCACAGCGACGAUGAGGCUUCGCUGGGUGCCAAGCCCACCAUCGCCUCUCUGAGUCUGGGUGACACCAGAGUGUUCAGCCUCCGCAAGCAGCCACCUCCGGAGGAAAAUGGUGACUACACCUACGUGGAGCGGAUCAGGGUUCCUCUGGGUCAUGGCACACUGCUCUUGAUGGAAGGAGCCACGCAGGAUGAUUGGCAGCAUCAGGUGGCUAAGGAGUACCAUGACCGAGGCCCUCGUAUCAACUUGACCUUCAGAAGUAUCCACCCUGAACCAGAGGGCCACCGGCCGGGCACCAAGCUGCGAUUCACUGCAAAGCAGGAAUGAACUGUCGUCCUUGAGGUAAAACUUAAAAUGACAGACGACAGAUUUUCUUUGUUCUGCUUCCUCACUGAACCGUGAACACAACACUGGCUGUUGUAUAAACACAAAAAUGGCUGAUAACAAAGUUUUGGAGGUGAAAUACAGUGUCAUUUUGUGCCACACAUUUAUCUAAAACUGUAUUUUCUAAUAUUUGAUAAAGUCUUGAGUUUGUGUCAAAGUUCUAUGUGGUUAAAGUGGUAAUGAUAAAAGAAAAUAGCAUCUUGCAACAGGUUUAUCAUACAAAUAUCUGUGUGUUGUGUUUGCACAACAGAGUUGCUUUUGUUCCGGGAUCCCAAAGAGCUGAGAUGUUAAGGAACCAUUGUUGUAACUGUACACUAAAAAUGAUAGCAUUUGUUGUUUGGUUGUGAAAGCCCUGUUUUCACCAACGAAUAAAGUUUGGCACAUAAGCAUUUUUUUGCUGUUUAAUAGCAGUGUUUCCCUUGCCAUUAUAUUAAAAGGUCAAGUUAAUUUACUUUAAUGUAAUUUUAUUUUUUUUAUAUAGCACCAGAUAGGGAUUGGUGAUAUGGCCAAAAAUCCAUAUUGCAAUGUACAUUGCAUUACUAAACAAUAUAUAUCACAAUAUAUUUUUUGGAAUAUAAAUGAUAAUAGAACCAUAUGACAGAUUGAUACAUUAGGCCUUAAGGAAAUCCAAACUGUUGACACAGGAUUUCCAUUGAGGUUGCCUGACUUGGUAGUAAGGCUCCCCAGGGAGAUUUUGUGCAGCAGGUUGACUUUUUUUGUGCAGUUGGAGGAUUGUUAAGGUAAUGAGUUAAUGAGGAGGAGCACCAGCCUCUCUACAGUAAUUGGCGCCACUCUUUUUGUCAGUGGAGGUAAAAGUGAGAAACCCUGCUGUUCCUCUAAUGGCUCCUUCAUGUCGGGGUCACCAGCAGCCCGGGUUGGGACAUUUUGUGCCGGAAGAUAACACAACACCACCGCUGAGUGUGAAACAUUGAACACAGACAGAACCUUCGUGUUUUUAAGAAAGCCGGUACUUACACCUGCUUACCAUUCACUGGCUGUUGUUGUGAUCCACAAUUGCAGCUUCAAAACCACUUAUUGGACCUGAGGCCAAGUCAUGAAGACACUAAUGUCAGCUGCUCAAAACAAUGUAGUGACUUUGCAGCUAAUUUAAAUCUAUCCAUACAGAAAGAUCCAGAAGUGAGCAUUGAGGGAAUGCAGACCUUUAUAUUAAACAUCUAGAACAGACAUGGGCAAACUAUGGCUUCCAGGCCAUAAACGGUCCCUUAAGCUUUUUAACCUGGCCCGCUGAAUGUUUCCUGACAAUUUUUAAAAAAUGUAACAGGGUAGGUGUAGUCGGCAAUAGGAUUUACAAUACUAUGCAAGACCAUAAGUGUUGAACUAUCAAAGCUAUUCCAAUAAUUUUUGAAGGUACUCUGCGCUAUCUAUGCUAACAGGUCAUUAUGGUAAUCAUAGAGACUGCGUCAAAGCAGCUCCAGGGAGAUGAGGCAUUGAUGCAAAGCAGAGUAGGGGAUUGUGUGACGGAGAGGCACAGAGAAACAAGCUUUCUUCGACAGAAAACAAAUCCUUUUUUUUCUUACUUUUUUUUACGUCAUUCGCCUUGUUUGUUGCAUUUUUGCUGUGUUUUUGCUUGAUUGCUAAAAAUGUCUAGGGUCGUCUGAGAAGUAAACAAGGAGGGACAUUCACAUACUGUCAAUGUCGAUGUGCUUUGAUUUUUCAUUAACCGGCGCUGGAAAAAGUUUGGACAUGUUGAUUAAGGAUCAAAAUAUCUGAAAAAUUAGCACUUUCCAAUUUAGUUCCCUUAUUCAUUUGGAAUUUAUCAUAUUUAAACAGUCCUGUAACAGUUAGUUAAAGCUUAGUAAGGUGUUAACAAAACCCUCACAAGGGCACCUUUUUAAAAGUGGUGCUCACUGUGAAUGAAAAUAAUUUUUAUGACAGUAUUAAUUUGUUAAUACAGUAUAUGGCAGUCGGGAAUUUUCCCCGCAGACAAGUGGAGGUAAUAGACUUCCAGUAUCAGCAGUGCUGGACUGUCCUGCUUCUGUUUUGGGUAAAGCAGCUUGGGGUGAAGCAAACAAGCUUCCCAGCAGCCAAACACAUCCUUCCAGAAGCCAUCAGCUGCUGCCAUGAGCUGGAAAAACUUCCAUUUACCGGAGUUCCCCCCGGCUCUCUCCAGGGCCAAAUUAGGCUUUAAUCCAGCCACGUUCCUGCCUGGUCUGCUUACCUUUGCCAGCUGUUGUGGAGGCGUCUCACUGAGCUGGAGACAACUGAGGGGCAACCAAGAAUACAUGAGUGCAGUUGUUACAUAAUGGUAUCAUUAGGUAGGAAGCUUCCAUUGAUUUGAUGAACUUUAAUUUGGGGGCCAUUUGUUAUGAUGACAAAUAAUGAGAUGAUCAUGUGAAAUAUCUCAUUUGUUAUGGAAGCUUCAUGUAAACAGGCUGAUACAAUAGGUUGUAAAGAAACCACACACGCACAGACAGUACGGACAGUAAAUGUGUGUGUUUUAAGUGCUGUGUGAAGUCAUGCUGUGAUUUGCUGGGAAGUUGCUCUGAGAACGAGCUGACCGAUUUGGACCGGCCCAAACGCCUCCCCCCGUCCCUCUUCCUCCCACAUCUCUCCUCCUUCUCCUGUUCUCCCCCCUCUGUGUCCCAUCAUCAUCAUCAUCAUUUGUCCUCUUUUAUGCAGCUUGUUGAAGUGGCCAAGUAUACCGUGUGCACUGUGUACUUAGUUCCUGAGUGCACCAAUUUUGACAGUGUGGUGCUGUCCCAAAUCAAUUCCCGUCGUUGCACACGCACCCAAAAUGACCAUUGCAAUAUACACUACACCUUUGUCUGCUCUCCUUUUAAUGGCAAAUUACAACCGUUCAAUGGAGCAUUAUCGCCAACACAUGGAUUGCUCCAAAAAAUAUUUUUUCCAUUCUCCAUUUUACAAUAAUUAAAAAUGAAUAUUUUAUUACUUUAUCUGGUCUCCCCUUCUGAUACGUAGCCAAGAUGUCGACUAUUGAGGGUGGUAAAUGUCCAGCACCAUUUUCAAUGCAACAUCCAGUGCACUGCAUUUUGUUGUACUUCUCAGUGUAAGCACACUUAUACACUCAAGUAUGCACAGAAGUUUGAGACACAACACAAGUGGUAUCCUGGGCUGCUAAGCUAACGAUCAGCUAAAUCAGGCUUGUCGUUUAUGCUACAGUGCCGGCGUAAGUGAUGCUGACUUGCUCGUCCCCCUCCAAACCCUCCGUCACGUGCAUCUCCAAAAAAUUUAACCCCGUGUCAGUGGUGAAGUGGAGCACAGAACUAUGAUUGCCUGGCUUUUUUAGUACAUCAUAGCCGUUUUUUCCCCCCUGCGAAAACAAAAGAGACCUCUGCCUUGACUUGCUCAGGGUUCGCGAACAUAUUCUCCUCAACUUUCGGCGCAACAUGUACAAUAAAAGUGACCGUUGUUUCAUGAAGAAUAGUUACAGCUCCAACAAACAAUCUGAAUGUCUCUUUAAAAGCUGCCAUGAGGAAGCAGAAGAGCCAGUCAACAGAGUUGUUUACUCACACUCAGGAAAACACUGCCCCUUGUGUUGUGACAGUGAAUUGCACAUCACUAGAUCACAAACAAAGCUGUCCAAGCAAAAUAUAGUAAUCCCUUGUUUAUCACGGUUAAUUGGUUCCAGACCCGACCAUGACAAGUGAGUUUCCGUGAAGUAGGAUUUUUUAUUCAUAAAUGGAAUAUUUUCAUAGUUAGAGCACAGAAAGCACGUUUCCAACCUUGUAAAUAUUGUUUGUAAUGUUAUUACAGCCCUCUAGACAUGAAAUAACUUCCGUUUGGGCAUCUCUAUGUGGAGUUUGCAUGUUCUCUCCGUGUGCGUGGGGUUUUCUCCAGGUACUCCGGUUUCCUCCCGCAUUCCAAAAACAUGCAUGUUAGGUUAAUUGACGACUCUAAAUUGUCCAUAGGUAUGAAUGUGAGUGCGAAUGGUUGUUUGUCUAUACUGUAUGUGCGACCAGUCCAGGGUGUACCCCGCCUCUCGCCCAAAGUCAGCUGGGAUAGGCUCCAGCAUACCCCCGCAACCCUAAUGAGGAUAAGCAGCAUAGAAAAUGGAUGAAUGGACACUUACCCAAUACAGUACACAUAAUAAGAGAAAGUAAGACAUAUAAGGCAUAAAUAAGACAUAAUAUAGACUCACACGUUAGCAUUGGGAGAGUUCCUUGUUGCUGUUUUUACUUUGGGUUUCUGUACAGUACUUCCAGUGGUGGCUAUUGUCUCAUCAAUGUAACAUUACUGACACCCAUUCAGCGUCUUUGAAUGCAUCUUCUGAUUGACUUAUAUUUGUAUUUCAGUUAUUUAGUCGUUUUUAAACUUGAGCAAUGUUUUAUUAAUGAAUAUAUUAAAUACUGAGCAAAGUUGGGGAAUUCGAAGAAUGAUAUGGCGAGGUAUUAUUGUAGUGUGAUAUCUAAUAAUAUAUCUCAUUAAGAAUUAAUUUUAUUUUUACAAUAUGUGGAGCGUCAAUAAAUGGUCCCUGGGCUGCACUUUAGACACAUCUGACCUAAGCUAACAAGGAAGGCUACAUUGAUCAGACGUUUACUUGAGUGCGUCUGUCCAGGGAGGUUUCUUACCUGCCCUCAAGAUGGCGCAAUUCUCACACUAUCAUGAGCUAUUGCUCUAUGUCGCAGCAAGAGUGGUAUUGAUUUUGAUGGUUUGUCCCAAACAAAUGCUUAUAUAGCUGAGGGCAAAGCUCCAGAUGUUAGAUCGUCUCAAAGUUUUUACUGCUGUUUCCCCAGAUUGUCAGUUCUUUGACAAAGAGGAACAGGAAAUGGUUUUGCAGUGAGCUCAGUGCUAUGUAACGUCUGAAUACCAUCAAACAAUUUGUGUUUAAAAGCAACAUCAGCCUGCAUUGAAUGUGUAAGUGUAUUUUAAGGGUGCCCCUUUCUAAUUUUGGAAUAACGGACAAGAUGACCUCAGUCAGUGUUUGUGACAUCCACCCGCUGCUUGCCUUGGGAAAGCCAGCUGCCACUCAUGUCAUGUAACACGCCAUCAGAGGACAUUUAGCAGGGAAAGACUUGGUUGGAUGUGUUACUCUUAAGAGUCAUGUUUUUGUGCAGCAGCAAGCACAGCCUCCCUGCCUGAGGAAAAGAAGCUGCCUAAUCGUCGUCUAUACCUUGAUAUCGCCUAUACUGUAUAUUUCACAAUUAAAUUCAACUUUAUACAGCGUGGAAUAAUCAUAUGAAAAAGAGAGGUGUGAAAAAGUGUUUGCCCCUUCCUGAUUUAUAUUUUUGCAUGUUUGUCACACGUAAAUGUGACAAACAAAUUUAAACAUUAGUCAAUGACAACACAACUGAACAUAAAACAUAAAGGUUUUUAAAUGAAACUUUUUAUUAAUAAGGGAGAAAAAAAUCCAAACCUACAUGGCCAUGUGUGAAAAAUAGAAUGCUCACUAAACCUAAUAACUUGUGGGGCCACCCUUAACAGCAACUGCAAUCAAGCACUUGAGAUAACUUGCAAUGAGUCUCUUACAGCGCUGUGGAGGAAUUUUGGCCCACUCAUCUUUGCACAAUUGUUGUAAUUCGGCCUCAUUGGAGGGUUUUCCAGCAUGAAGCGCCUUUUUAAAGUCAUGCGACAGCAUCUCAAUUGGAUUCAGGUCAGGACUUUGACUAGGCCACUCCAAAGUCUUUUUGUUUUUCUUCAGCCAUUCAGAGGUGGACUUGCUGGUGUGUUUUGGAUCAUUGUCCUGCUGCAGAACCCAAGUUGGUUUCAGCUUGAGGUCAGCAACAGAUGGCUGGGCAUUCUCCUUCAGGAUUAUUUGGUAGACAGCAGAAUUCAUGGUUCCUUUUAUCACAGCAAGUCGUGAAGCAGCAAAACAGCCCCAGGGCCAUCACACUACCAUCACCAUAUUUUACUGUUCGUGUGAUGUUCUUUUUCUGAAAUGCGGCAUCACUUUUUCACACAGGGCCAUGUAGGUUUGGAUUUUUUUCUCCCUUAAUAAUAAAGUUUCAUUUAAAAACUGCAUUUUGUGUUAAGUUGUGUUGUCAUUGACUAAUAUUUACAUUUGUUUGGUGAACUGAAGCACUUAAGUGUGACAAACGUGCAAAAAAAAAGCAAUUAGAAAGGGGGCAAACACUUUUUUACACCACUGUAAAUGCUUACUUAAUUACUAAUCAUUGUACACACAGUGUGGAAGCACAAUAAUGUGUGUUAAUCAAAAGUGAGUCAUUAUUGUCUUGGUAAAGAUAUCUCAUUAAAUUGAUAUAAUUGGUUAAUGACAAGCAUCAACAGGGGUUGUUUUUAACUUUUUGGCUGUGUUGUACAAACAGUGCAUACUUCCCACUCUCCAAGUUUAUAAAUAACUCAUGUCUCCCUGCUGUGUCGUACAGGUCUCAAGGGGGGGUGUAUAUGGGCAAGUCUGUCUAUUUGUUUACACAAGACGGGGGCAAACACGCUGCAACGUCCAAACACUCCGAACACAGAAAUGAUACAAAACCAAAAACACACAAACACCAUAAAUCAAAUACAAUGGAGAAAUGCUGCAAAUGAAAAACGAUGGAAUCACAUAAAUGUUGCAAGAUCAAAAACAACUGCAUGAGAGAAAUGCUGCAAAUUCACAGAACAAAACUGAAGUUUACCACAUUUAUCCCAGUCAAUGUCCAGUCUUCUGUGUCCUGUCUUCUGUUUUGCAAUCUAAUAAUAAUAACUUGGAGGGAAAAAAAGCACAAAAAAUUCCUUGAAUGAUGUAGGGUUGGAUUUUGAAUUUACUACGACAGCAGACCUCGCAAGCUUGAACACAACCUUUGAUUUGUUUGAAUUUUUAAACCAAUUUUAAUCAUUUAUAAGCAAUCAAAGGCAGGUUUUGCGGCUAAUAUGUCGUCAUGGUAACAUAUUACAGGUGUAACAUGCAUGCCUGUAUGCAUGAUUUGAGACUUCCCAGUUCGGGUCCUCUCCGCCCUCGUCCUGACAUUUGGGUUACCGUGGCGACAGAGGCGUCCCCGCAGCUGGCAGGAAUGAGGCCUGUCGUGUGUUCUUCACCUCCAUAGAAGCUUUGGCCGACACGCUCAAUCCUUUACUCUUAUGUUUUGGUCUUCUACUGUUACAAGGCUGAAGAGAGCGUGGUUUUUCAAAAUGCCACAUUGUCUUACAGAUUUGAUUACCUUAUUUAGAUUAUUAUGUUAGUAAUGUGGUAGUAUGAUAGUAAAUAACCUACUAAAUAUCUUCCUGCACUGAAAUCUACUUUCUACACCAGUGGUGUCCAUAGUGCGACUCGGGGGUCAUUUUGGGGUUGCAGCUCAUUUUUCAUUGGCUCUCUGCAUUUUGAAGAAAUAAAAUAAUUCAUGUUUAAUGAGCUAUAUUAUGUGAUGUUACACAAAUUAUUUGCUUUGUCGCCUGCACAGCGGAUCCCCACACAUUGGGAUUCAGCAUUCACAUGAGCCCCGCAAAUUCACUGAAAAAAAACUGGACAAAAAAAUAGUCUGCAAAAAAAUAAAUAAAAACAUGUAAUUCUUUUGACAAAAAAUGUGCAAAUAGGCGAGAGAUCUGUUGUGUACCAUGAGCAAAAUUGUCAUGAAGGGUCACAUGAUUGGGCAGCCACUGUGACGUCGGAUUUUCUUAAAAUAGAUGGAGGUGGCAUUAAAGUGUGCAUCAAUGUGACUUACAGCUCAAUGAGUGUGUGAGACACAAACUGUGCUAAAGCCAUCUUGUCAUUCCUAAGGACGCCAUAGCCGAUGAUGUCAUCAGCUCACAUCAAGUACACACAGUAACUCGUUGUGUGUUUGUGUGUGUGUGUGUGUGCAUGCGUGACACUGAUUGUCAUUUUACUCUACUGGACACAUUGUGUCAGUAUUUCUGACACAAACUUUUUCUUUUUUUAUGUUUUCUGGAUUGUUUCCUUCCUACAAAUAUUUCAAUCAUCCUGCUUGCACUUGAUACCCAUGUGUAUAUUUUGAGGGGGGUGA
This is a messenger RNA of Dunckerocampus dactyliophorus (ringed pipefish), 8961 nucleotides long. It is a transcript of the gene alkbh3, whose product is annotated as alkB homolog 3, alpha-ketoglutarate dependent dioxygenase. Gene Ontology annotation, biological process: DNA repair; DNA alkylation repair. Bases 119 to 1027 code for a protein of 302 amino acids. NCBI's taxonomy places the organism in Eukaryota, Metazoa, Chordata, Actinopteri, Syngnathiformes, Syngnathidae. Gene Ontology annotation, molecular function: dioxygenase activity. Gene Ontology annotation, cellular component: nucleus. The record is from RefSeq and is a predicted model, not a curated record. The transcript is spliced from 10 exons.